AUGGCCAAACCACGGAGCCCCCUCCUCAUCCGCUUCCUCUCAGACUUCACCCUCGGCUUCUCCGAUGGCCUCACCGUCCCCUUCGCCCUCACCGCGGGCCUCAGCUCCCUCGGCCGCGCCGACACCGUCAUCUACGCUGGCCUGGCCGAGCUCUGCGCCGGCAGCAUCAGCAUGGGCAUCGGCGGCUACCUGUCCGCCAAAGACGAGCUGCCAGCACCCGGGGCUGUGAACCGCCGGGACGAUGGCGACGAGGAGGAGCUGAGGGGCAUGUUGCGGCAUGAUGGCGACAGGGAGAGUCUCGACGAGAAGGAUAGGGAGGCGCAGGAAGUGGUUGUGAGGCGGCAUUUGGAACCUCUUGCGCUGCCUGGAUGGAUGGUCCAGGAUAUCAUGACGGCGCUCAACGAUCGUCCUGAGGGAUUGCAUCACGUCGCGCACCAGCUGCUCUCCUCAAGAGCUGCGUAUUCCAUCGAAGAGGGCUCUUCUAGCACCGACCAGCUGCCCGUCUGGCCUGUUGCCUCGGGUCUGUCCAUCUCGCUGGGCUACAUCAUUGGCGGCACGAUUCCCUUGCUGCCGUACUUUUUCGCUGCGACUGUCGGCCUUGGACUUCGUUGGAGCAUUGCGCUGUGUUUAUUGGCGUUGAUGUCGUUUGGUGCUGGAAAGAGCUGGUUGUUGAGAGGGGGAGAGGCGUCGGGCAGCUGGAUGCGGUGCGUGUGGGAGGGCCUACAGAUGCUCAUACUGGGCAGCUUGGCUGCAUUGGCGUCAGUGCUGUGCGUGUCU
Trichoderma citrinoviride is the source of this 777-nucleotide messenger RNA. RefSeq lists its product as hypothetical. Gene Ontology annotation, biological process: intracellular manganese ion homeostasis. Lineage: Eukaryota; Fungi; Ascomycota; Sordariomycetes; Hypocreales; Hypocreaceae. The annotation marks the transcript as partial. Gene Ontology annotation, cellular component: fungal-type vacuole membrane. The record is from RefSeq and is a predicted model, not a curated record. Gene Ontology annotation, molecular function: manganese ion transmembrane transporter activity; iron ion transmembrane transporter activity. The transcript has a single exon.